CUUCCGGGCACAAACACUGAGCCUAUUUCAGGCUCAUCAUCCUCUUCUACCCUGUAAUUUAAGUAAAUUAUUGAAAAUUUUGACGCAGACCAUGAAUAGUGCCGCUUUACCCAAAGAAAAGGCUUCAGAGCCCGAGGAAGAAGCUCGUCAACCGUCUGUUGAAACCAAAAUGCUUUGUAACCAGCCAAAGAAACUGACGUUUGCUAAAAACGUUGAUUUGACUGAAAAACCACCUUCGCAGAUAAGCAGCUCAUACAAGGUUGUGUUGAGUCAGCCUCCACUUGAGCUCUCUCAUAGCGAGAGGCUGAUCUGGCUGCAGAAGCGCCGCACGGCUGGCCUGUGGGUGCAAUGCGACGAAUGUGACCGCUGGCGGUAUCUGCCUAAUGUCCUCGACAGACACGAAUUGCCUAAGAAAUGGUAUUGUCGGAUGAAUACAGACCCUGAGUUCGCCAGUUGUUCUGUACCCGAAGCUCCUCUGCGUCUCCAUGAUGAGGAAGACUUGAUCCAUAGCGAGUAUGCAGCCGGGUCGCUGGUGUGGGCCCGCCUAGGUGGCUGGCCAUGGUGGCCGGCCAUGGUGGAUGACUGUCCCGACACUGAGCAAUACUACUGGCUUGAUGGCUUCUCUGAUAUACCCACUCAUUACAAUGUUGUGUUUUUUGAUGCUGUGGAAGUUACUCGAGCGUGGAUUGCUCCUGAACAGUUAAAACCAUAUUCUUCUAACAAAGAAAUGACAAAACUUUUGUUGAAAAAUAAGAAAUAUUAUAAUCGUCUUAAAGCGGCCAUAGCACAGGCAAAUGAGGCUGAAAAAGUUCCGUUAGAAAUUCGCCUAGCUCGUUUCAGCUUCAUAGCUAGACAUAAGGGAAAAGUUAUCAGUCCUAAAAAGCCAGAGAAAAAAGAUUUAAAGAAAUACCAGAAACAAUUAAAGAAGAAGUUUAAUGUUGAUUUUCCGAUUGAGUCUUCGGAUUCAGACGAUGACACUGUUGAGGACUUUAAGGCGAUGCAGAAAAAUAAUAACAACGUCAUUAUUUUGGGUACACCGAAAAAAAGGGCUAGGAAGGAAAACAAAUGUAGUGAAAUAAACGAUCAAAGUGUAGAAGAAAACAAUUUGCCCGGUGAUAUAAAUAUCCAAAAACCAAAUAACACCGAGACACAAAAUUCGACGAAUGUUGAAUCUUUUUGCAAUGGGAAUAAGCCAUCAAACUCUAUGAUAGUUCAAAUAGGAAGUACGGAGGCAGACUCUAUUGAUAAUGAUACUUCUGCAACGUAUGUGCCGGAGAGCGCCACCGAGCAGCUAAAUCUUACUAUCAGGAUGGAUACUCCAAACAGUGAUGAUUUUGACUUUUAAGUGAUACUUACCUACCUACGUGCAAUAAUUAGUUCUGCAACGUAUGUGCCGGAGAGCGCUAUCGAGCAGUUAGGUCUUUCUUACCAUCAGGAUGGUUACUCCAAAUAGUGAUGAUUUUGACUUUUAAGUGGUACCUACCUACCUACGUGUAAUUAGUACCUAUUUAUAUUUAAGUUCACGUGUUAGCUCUUACGAAUGUAAUAAAUGUUUGAUUUUGAUUUAAA
Molecule: messenger RNA, 1569 nt
Organism: Helicoverpa zea (corn earworm)
Lineage: Eukaryota; Metazoa; Arthropoda; Insecta; Lepidoptera; Noctuidae
Product: zinc finger CW-type PWWP domain protein 1-like
Exons: 7
Coding region: 92-1345 (417 amino acids)
Molecular function (GO): zinc ion binding
Source: RefSeq, a predicted model, not a curated record